UGUCAGCUGGGCAGGACACUGCAAAGAUGGUGAUCUUCAGUGUGUAUGUUGUCAAUAAGGCUGGAGGUUUAAUCUACCAAUAUGACAACUACGUCCCGAGAGCCGAGGCUGAGAAAACAUUUAGUUAUCCUUUAGAUCUGGUGCUAAAGCAUCACGACGAAAAGGUCAUUGUGUCGUUUGGACAACGUGACGGAAUCAGAGUUGGCCAUGCAGUGCUGUCAAUCAAUGGAGUUGAUGUUAAUGGAAAGAACACAGCGGAUGGGAAGGACAUUCUCGAGUACUUCAAAGAUCCUGCAAAUUAUCCAGUGUCUAUACGUUUUGGACGUGCUCGCCUGAGCUCCAAUGAGAAGCUGAUGCUGGCGUCUAUGUUCCAUUCGUUGUUUGCUAUAGGAUCACAGUUGUCCCCUGAAGUUGGUAGUUCGGGGAUUGAGAUGCUAGAAACAGAUGUCUUCAAACUCCACUGCUUCCAGACUCUCACAGGAAUUAAGUUUAUUGUGCUGGCAGACCCUCGUCAGUCUGGGAUUGAUGCACUGUUGAGGAAGAUUUAUGAAGUUUAUUCUGAUUUUGCGCUCAAGAACCCAUUCUAUUCUCUGGAAAUGCCAAUCAGGUGUGAGCUGUUUGACCAGAACUUGAAGAGUGCACUCGAGGUUGCAGAGAAGGCUGGGAACUUUGGAGCUGGAUCUUGAAUUGGAGAAGACUUCAUAAAAUAAACAACACUCAGUUUGCUUGUACGUAAUAUUAACUAACAAACAUUACAAACAUAUUAACUGAAUCUUUGUUGGUUAUGUUCAGCUGCUGAGAAAGAAAAAAAAAAUGUUUUUUUUUGUUUCUGUUCACUGAAACCUUGUAAAUAUAUCAUGUUUUGUAUAUGUUUAAAGAUUAAAAUGGCAUAAUAUAAACACA
This is a messenger RNA of Sphaeramia orbicularis (orbiculate cardinalfish), 903 nucleotides long. It is a transcript of the gene trappc4, whose product is annotated as trafficking protein particle complex subunit 4. NCBI's taxonomy places the organism in Eukaryota, Metazoa, Chordata, Actinopteri, Kurtiformes, Apogonidae. The transcript has 5 exons. The record is from RefSeq and is a predicted model, not a curated record. Gene Ontology annotation, biological process: endoplasmic reticulum to Golgi vesicle-mediated transport. Gene Ontology annotation, cellular component: TRAPP complex. The coding region runs from base 27 to 686 and encodes 219 amino acids.